This is a messenger RNA of Gopherus flavomarginatus (Mexican gopher tortoise), 3564 nucleotides long. RefSeq names its product phosphatidylethanolamine N-methyltransferase (gene PEMT). Lineage: Eukaryota; Metazoa; Chordata; Testudines; Testudinidae. The record is from RefSeq and is a predicted model, not a curated record. The transcript has 7 exons. Gene Ontology annotation, molecular function: phosphatidylethanolamine N-methyltransferase activity. The coding region runs from base 166 to 849 and encodes 227 amino acids. Gene Ontology annotation, biological process: phosphatidylcholine biosynthetic process.
GGCUGGGUGCUUGCUGGGGGAAGGGCUGUUACAGCUGAUCAGGGGGUGAGGGCGUCUAGAGGUUCCACUGAAUGCCCCUCACCCCCAGCCUGGGGAUGGCUUGUGUCCAUACAGGUUAUAAAAUGCUCAGGGGCUGGUCAGUUUAGGAGAUAAGCUGAACUUUGAAUGCUGGCAGGUGGUGCUCUGCCAUCCCACUUGGACUGCUGUGGAGGACUGAAUAAUUUGGAUUAUAGCAAGGUGGAUUCCUCAGCCAUGACACUGCUGCUCGGCUAUGUCAAACUGACCGAUUCCACCUUCGCUGCUGCUGUCCUUUGCAUUGCUUUUAACCCGCUUUUCUGGAAUGUGGUAGCAAGAUGGGAACACAAAACCCGAGUUCUCAGUAGAGUCUGUGGCUCUCCAUAUACUGCAUGUUACUGCCUGGGCACUGUCAUCCUGCUGCUUAACUUUAUACGAAGCCAUUGUUUCACGGAAGCCAUGAGGAGUCAGCCGAAGCUGGAAGGUCUAGAUUGCCUCUCUGUCUACUAUGCAGGCUUGGCUAUUCUGGGAAUAGGGUUCUUGUUCGUCAUCUCCAGUUUUUUAGCACUGGGAUUCAUCGGGACAUUUUUGGGUGAUUACUUUGGCAUCCUGAAGGAGGAGAAAGUGACUAGCUUCCCGUUUAAUGUAAUGGACAAUCCCAUGUACUGGGGCAGCACUGCCUGCUACCUCGGCUGGUCCAUCAUGCAUGCGAGCCCAGCUGGCCUUUUACUGACAGCCGUAGUAGCGGUUUCUUAUAUGAUUGCAAUGCUGUACGAGGGACCCUUCACAGAAGAAAUCUAUCAGCAGAAACAGAAGGCGGCAAAGAAGAAAUAGCAGCAGCAGGUGUGUUUGCAGAGUACUGAGGAGAGCGCAAGAGCUGGGUGAUUUCAAUAAGGGGAGUCAGUCUGCUGGGCCAUCCACCUGCGUGAGAUAAUUUGACGGGAUAAGAGAACUCAGCCUGACUUCUAAUUAUGCCCUUCCCUGAGCUUUGCAUUCGCUGACUCUUUCUAAUCCCUCUCUCUAGUUCUCAAGAGAUUUUGAACUUCAAAACCCCACAAAACCCAGCUAGGAGAGUUUCUUCACAAUGAGUUUUGUUCCCACUUCCCAGUUGGUUCCAAACCAGCCAAGGCAAAAGUGUUUUGAUUAUAGGCCUGAACGUGAAAGAAAGGCAAAACUGGCGGGUAACUUGAAAUUAAACAUUUAACCUCUAUAAAGCCGCAAGAAAAACCCAGCUACUGUGUGAGGCCGAGGUUCAAACGUAACAAGUGCGAUUGUGCAAAAGUGCACCCACGCUCUGUGAGCCUGCAUUGUGGACAUGCAAACCAGGUAGAGCCAUGCCUGACUGCCCCGUUGCAAGUGGAGAUCAGGUCAUUCCAGACACACAUUUGCACAUGCUUGUGUUAUGAAAAUUUAGCCCAAGUGGCCUGAUUUUUAGACUUGCACGUGUAAAGGCCUAUGCAGAAAGGCUUGGGCAAGUACCUGGCUGGUCUGCAUGUACAGUUACUGCCACUGCACCUUUUGCUAGUCUUAAAUUCACCAAAAUUUGGCCAAGAUUUUCCAAAAGUGACUAGUGAUUUUGGAGGCCACAAUUUUUGGAUGGCCAGAGGGAGACAUCUUUAAAGGACUAAUGGUCAGGAAGUGCUGAGUGGCCAUCGGGCCCCGUCAAAGUGCCUCAAGUUGGGCAUUCAAAAUCACUAGUCACUUUUGCCAGUCUUGGCCAAAGCCCACUUAAGCUUCCAGCCUACUCUCUAGCAUCAAUGCGCAUCAGAUUAGACCUGCCACUGGUCCUACAAAGCAUGCCUCAUCGCAGCCAAAAGGAACCAUGCAAGAAACGCUUCUCCAAAGAAUUCUCUUUUUCACUUGCAAACAGCAGAAGUCAGAGAAUCCCAGGAUCUUGGUGUGGAUCUGAGAGGUGCUCAGAUGGUGGUGACAUAAGUCUUUUUUUAUUUUUCUUUCUCUCUUUUUGUGAGACAGUUUCUCGGGCAGCUCCACACACGCAUGGUUUGCUGGUCCUCUGGAUGUGUGAUUUGCCCAUUUUCCCUUUGAAAUGUCUCUUGCUAAUUAGCCAAACAAACCCCUUCCUGCCAAUGAAUUCUACCACGGCAGUUGUAACAAUCAGAGAAACAACCAGAAUAAAAGCUCUCGCAGAAGCCCAGGAGUUCUCUAUGGCUCAGUCUACCCUUUGUCUCCUCUUAUUGCCUGGCUCACAAAAGCUGAAGCCCAGACACACAAAGAAAGUAACCAAGAAGGAGAUUAGCUCAGAGGAAUAUCAUGCAGCACCUUUCAACCUUUCUCCCACCCAUCUUGGGAGGAAGCAAAACCAGUUUUUAGAAACCAGCAAAACAAAACUCAGCUGUAUUUUCUAAUUACAGGGCCCAUGAAAUAGUAAACAGGGCCCCGUGGAGACAUUUGUAAAUAGUUUCUCAGGACAGCAGUCGCCUGUUCCAGCUGAUCUUUCAUGCAGAUGUCCCUGGAAUGAGACGGUUAAGUAGAGUGACUUUCAAAAGGCUGUACAGUAUUGAUGUCCGUAGUAUUCAGCUGAUGCUCUGCACUUUUAAUACGGUGCAUUUAAUCCAGGCAUGAGCUGUAAUUGCACCGUUUGCUUGAAAAGUCGACACUUUUGACUUUGGCAGGGCAUCCUGGUUUCUCUAAAUCCUGUAGUGACUUUGCAAAUAGCCUCUAGUGUGAAGGAGCGUGAAACACAUCAUGACUCCGCCAGUCAGUGGGGGCAGAAGCUCCAUCCUCACGGAUCAGCUGGUGUCCCACAGAAGGUGGCACUCUGCCAUCUUUGAACCAGCAACGGAGAAGGAAGGGAGGUGUCUGCAAAGCACUGUGACCUGGGAUCAUGUUCCUAGGGGAGCAGGGCGAGCAGAAGCACCGUGCAAUGAGCGUAUUUCACCAGGGCCAAAUAAUGCAGGCACCUCCGAGGAGGGAAGAUGGCAGUGUUGUCUGGGGAGUAGCGCGAGGGGCUCGCAGUUGGGGCUCCUGAGUGCCUGAGCUCUGCCACUCGCUCAGUGGAAGUUUGGCAUCUAAAUACGCUUGAAGCUCUGGGCCUUAGGGCUCAGUUGUUAGAACUGUUGAGCCCCUGUAACCCCAGCUGAAGUCUAGGGGAGCUGCAGGUGCAAUCAUGGCCUUUGCCUCCCAUCGGUAACGCUGACCCUACCUUCACAGGGCUUUUGUGAGGCUUAUUUCAAAUUAACGUGCUGAAAGUGUUUUGAGAUGCUGGGCUGCAAGGUGCCAUGGAAGGGCACUGUGUCUCUCCGGAAAAGGGUCCCUGCGAAGAAUAGAGCCUUGAUUCAUUGUAGUCUCUAUUGAGUUGCCUUUUGACUGUCUCAUGCCCUCUGUCUUUUUGUUCCACUCACUGGCUUGCUACAUCGUUAUUAACAAGAGUGCUUGAUGGCGGUGCAGGGACAGCAUCUACGUGUUUGGUGCUUGACCAAGGGGCAGGCGGGGUUCACUGUGCAGAGUGAAAGCUCAUCUCCCCUCUUCUCUCUCUCUCUCACUCACACACACUACUCACACUCACACACCACACACACUCUCACUCUG